AACAAAACAUACCUUUUUAAUUUUUCCUCUUCUCAUGGAUCUCCAGCCAGUUUCUCCUCAUCAACAACAAAACACAACCAACAACAAUAAUAAACUCUUCUUCUUUUUUCCCUUAAAAUUUGCAAACAAAGAUAUCUCUCAUGCAUUAUUUUUUGUCUUUUUACUUUUCUCUUCCAUUUUUUUCUACAAUUUACUAAGCCCACUUGACCCUCAGUCUCUUCUUGGCAUUAGUAUUUUGUCCAAAAUAUUACCCAAAAAUUCUGAAAAUUCUUCAAAAGCUUGUGAUUAUUCUUAUGGAAAGUGGGUUUGGGAUGAAAGUUAUGCUCUUGAUCAAUAUAAUGAGAAUUGUCCGUUCUUGGAUCCCGGUUUUCGAUGCCGGCAAAGUGGUCGCCGGGAUUUAGAUUACCGGAAGUGGCGAUGGCAACCUCACGGUUGUGAUCUUCCAAGGUUCAAUGCAGAGGAUUUCCUCGAACGGAGUCGGAAUGGUCGAAUAGUUUUUGCUGGAGAUUCAAUUGGAAGAAACCAAUGGGAGUCAAUGAUAUGCAUGCUAGCACAAGGAAUAACUAACAUAUCCACCAUAUAUGAAGAAUUUGGAAACCCCAUAACCAAACAUAGGGGUUUUCUCUCUAUGAAAUUUCACGAGUACAACCUUACUGUCGAAUAUUACAGGGUUCCUUUCCUAGUAGUCGUCGAUCGACCUCCGGCGAAUGCAUCGAAAGAAGUGCGAGGGGUGAUCAGACUCGAUAAGUUGCACUGGUAUUUCACAAAGUGGAUUGAUGCAGAUAUCCUUAUAUUCAAUGAUGGACAUUGGUGGAAUGAGGACAAGACUGUAAACAUGGGCAUCCAUUUCCAAGAAGGAACAACAGUGAACAUGACCAUGAAUGUCGUGGAAGCUUUUCAAAGAUCAUUGAAUACGUGGGCCUCGUGGGUGAUUCAAAAUACCAAGCCUGACAAGAGUCACAUCUUCUUCCGCAGCUUUUCACCAGUACACUACAGGGAUGGAGCGUGGAAUGCAGGUGGUCAUUGCCACACAAGUACCGCACCAGAAACGGACUAUACCAAGCUGGAGAAAGAGCCAAUCAACAAUAUAUUCAUUUCUGAGGUAGUCGCACAAAUGCAAAAUACAAGAAGAAAUAUGACCUUCCUAAACAUCACAUAUCUAAGUGAGUACAGGAAAGAUGGCCACCCUUCAGAACAUCGUGAACCCGGCACCCCGGUUGGUGCACCGCAAGACUGCAGCCACUGGUGCCUCCCGGGAGUGCCAGACACUUGGAAUGAACUUCUUUAUGCCCAUCUACUGUUGAAUGGAUUUAGAACCAAGUUGAAAUGA
Lycium barbarum (goji berry) is the source of this 1330-nucleotide messenger RNA. Its product is annotated as protein trichome birefringence-like 8. Lineage: Eukaryota; Viridiplantae; Streptophyta; Magnoliopsida; Solanales; Solanaceae. The record is from RefSeq and is a predicted model, not a curated record. Bases 35 to 1330 code for a protein of 431 amino acids. Gene Ontology annotation, cellular component: Golgi apparatus. The transcript is spliced from 4 exons. Gene Ontology annotation, molecular function: O-acetyltransferase activity.